AUGGGUUGGUUCAAGAAGUCCCUACUCUUGGUUGGUGGCACGUUCACAGCCGCAUACAUAUAUGACAACACAUUUGGAGACGGUAUUACAAACCGAGUUAUUCGAACACUGAGCACUUUAUUGUUGAUAUCUGCUGAUUACAAGAUGAAUUUCGGUGAAGAAAAGGAUGUCAAAGCACUACAUGAACGUAACUCUCAACGUUUGUACGAUUUGGUGACUACAAAUAAAGGCUUGUUCAUCAAAAUAGGACAGAUGAUUGCCAUCCAAGGAUUCAUGCUCCCAUCCCAAUAUCAUGAGAAGUUUAGACUGAUGUUUGAUCAAGCUCCUGAAGAUAGCUGGAAGAGUUGUGAUGCUACCCUUAGAAAUGAGUUAGGAGACAAUUAUAGGGAGGAGAUUUUUUCGUCGUUAGAGGAGAAACCUAUGGCCAGUGCAUCCAUUGCGCAGGUGCAUCGUGGUAUACUAAAAGAAAAUGGACGGGAAGUGGCAGUGAAAAUUCAAAAACGGUCCGUCAUCAAGCAGGUUAAUGCAGACUUUAUGACAUAUAAGCUCACUAUGAAGCUGUACGAAUGGAUUUUUGGUUUGCCUCUUACGGCAUUUGCUAACUAUGUUUGUGACAAGACUUCCGAGGAGUUGCAUUUUAAGCAUGAGCUUUCAAAUGCUCAGAAAAUGUCCAAAUUGAUUGAUUCCGAUCCAGAGUUCAAAGGGAAGGUGUACGUUCCGGAAUAUUACCCUGAAAUUUCUACUGAUAAGGUCUUGAUUGGAGAAUGGAUUAAUGGUGAUUCAAUUGGGGAAUAUUUGAAGUUGAAGGAUAAAGGCUACGAUAUCAAACAACUCAUGGAAACAAUUACGAAAGUAUACUCUAGACAAGUGUUUGACUGGGGUGUGGUUCACUGUGACUUACAUCCGGGAAACUUGCUAGUCAGAAAGAUGCCUAUUGCACCUGAUAGCUCAACAUUGCGUCAACAGCUAGUGAUUUUGGACCAUGGAAUGUACGAGGUUUUCAGUGACGAAUUUAGAUAUCAGUACAGUGAGUUCUGGAAGUAUACGAUGGAAAGAAAUUCUGAGAAGGUGAUAGAGGUGAUGAGAUCAUGGGGUAUAAAUAUGGACGAUAUGAUGCUGCCUGUCUCUGGUACGGGAGAUGUAUCUGAGUAUAAAGAACAAAUUCAUAAGUUUCAGGAAAUGUCUUACUAUAAAAGACAGGUUCUUCUCAAGAAGAGAAUGAAAACGCUCCUUGAAAACUUGGACAUAUUGCCAAUGUGUCUUACAUUUGUCAUGAGAAGUAUGAGAAUUGUCCAAGCUUUGAACAGAAAUUUUGGCUCUCCUUGUAACAGAGUAGGUAUCUUGGUAUCGGAAGCGAAUAGAACCGUUAGACUUCACAACUACAGAAAGCCUCAAAGUAUGAAAGAUUACUGGAAUGAGUUGAACAGAAUUUUCACCUACUUGGGAAUGAGGCUUUUGACGACGUUGAUGUUUGAACUGAAUCGGAUCUCCAAAUUCUUUGUACACUAUGUGAUGUUCUGGUCAUCUGCUGAUGCAAAGGACAUUGAACAAGUUUAUGAAGACGAGAUGACGGAGAGAGGAAGGGGAAUGGGAUUUGAAAAUUUGCCUACAGCUGAAGACAUUCUACAGGAACCAGAACCAAUGGGUAACAUGUAA
Molecule: messenger RNA, 1656 nt
Organism: Brettanomyces nanus
Lineage: Eukaryota; Fungi; Ascomycota; Pichiomycetes; Pichiales; Pichiaceae
Exons: 1
Coding region: 1-1656 (551 amino acids)
Source: RefSeq, a predicted model, not a curated record